AAGAAGCCGAAGCACAUGGCAGAGACAAUGAGAUCUUAGACAGAAAAAACUCAAACAAGAGAGAUAGAGAGAGAGAGAGAGAGAGCCCUAAAUUUUGGGGCAAAAAAGGUGAAGAAAAUGCAAGAUCCACCACCGCCAUCAAACCCUAUCCCCACUCCUAAUUCCAAUCAAAUUCCUCCACUCAAUCUUACACAACCGCCCCCCAAGACUCACAAACCCCCGCCGCCGCCGCUGGUCUCCAAUGCCACGGCCGCGCCUUCUUCAUCAUCCAUUUUUCCCAAUGUCAAUGCUGGAAAUGCCUCAUUCAUUCCUAGACUUGGUUCUCAUCAUCGGAGAGCUCAUUCCGAAGUUAGUUUCCGGUUGCCGGAGGAUAUGAUGGAUAUUUCCGGGUCGGAUCCGUUUAAUGGUGGUUCGUCCACGGCGAGUUUGGAGGAGAUCGGAUCGGAAGAUGAUCUGUUUUCGACCUACAUUGAUGUGAAGAAGCUUGGAGGUAAUGGGGGAGGCAAUUUUGUGGAUCAUUAUGGUAAUGGUGGAUGUGAAGGUGGUGCUGCUGGUAGUGAAGGGGAGAAGACUUCGAAACCAAGGCAUCGGCAUAGUGUUUCGGUGGAUGGAACGACGUCGUCGUCCAGUAUGUUUGGGGAAAUUAUGGAAGCCAAGAAAGCUAUGCCUCCUGAUAAGUUGGCUGAGCUUUGGUCCAGUGAUCCCAAACGCGCUAAAAGGAUACUGGCCAAUCGACAGUCAGCUGCACGCUCGAAAGAGAGAAAGGCACGAUAUAUACAAGAGUUGGAACGCAAAGUGCAAACCCUUCAAACAGAAGCAACUACUCUAUCAGCUCAGUUGACUUUGUUCCAGCGAGACACAACGGGACUCAGUACUGAAAAUACAGAGCUUAAGCUUCGGUUACAGGCUAUGGAGCAACAAGCCCAAUUACGUGAUGCUUUGAAUGACGCAUUAAAGAAGGAAGUUGAGAGGCUUAAAAUUGCUACCGGGGAAAUGAUGAGCCCGUCCGAGUCGUUUAACUUGGGAAUGCAUCAUAUGGCAUACGCCCCAUCAUCUUUCAUUCAACUUUCGCAGCAACAACCAGGAUCUACUGGCCUUCAAAAUAUGCAAAUCCCUCCAUUUGGUCAUUCUCCAUCCAAUAUGUCUACCCACCCGUUGCUUCCAUCAGAUUCUCAUUCUCUCUCUGAGGUUCUACAGACCGACUCUCUCGGUCGAUUACAGGGUCUCGACAUCAGUAGUAAAGGAUCGUCGCUUGUGAAAUCCGAGGGCCCUUCACUCUCUGCUAGUGAAAGCAGUACAACCUUUUGAUGCAAAAAUGGUUGCUGACACGCUUGACCCAACUGACUUGUUGAUGAUUCAUGUGAUUUAGUAUAUUGUUCAUAGAUCGACCUCCACUUAUUUAGAGAGUUUCUCCUUCCAAUUCAAAUAUCAUUCAUUUGAUUUGUAUUUAAGUACUUUUUUUUUUUUUUAAUUAUUCUUAAGGGGGAUUCUUCAAAUGGGUUUCGGUGCGUUGUUUUGUUUCGGCAUAUGGAGCCUUGUUGUUGUGUUCAUGGGUGGCUUGAAAGCUUUGUUGGAAUGAAAUGAGUCGUGUUUGAUAUCGGGAUGCCGAUCGUGUAGCCUUCUUUUAUUUUUGGCUUGUACUAAAUGACAUGUUGUGAGUGUGCAGUCAUUGGUAGAUUUUGUGCA
Messenger RNA from Cucumis sativus (cucumber), 1686 nucleotides. Its product is annotated as transcription factor RF2b. NCBI's taxonomy places the organism in Eukaryota, Viridiplantae, Streptophyta, Magnoliopsida, Cucurbitales, Cucurbitaceae. The coding region runs from base 118 to 1308 and encodes 396 amino acids. The record is from RefSeq and is a predicted model, not a curated record. Gene Ontology annotation, biological process: regulation of DNA-templated transcription. Gene Ontology annotation, cellular component: nucleus. The transcript is spliced from 4 exons. Gene Ontology annotation, molecular function: DNA-binding transcription factor activity.